UUUUGAAUCUAGGGUUUCAGACUAAACCCUUUUCUUUUUAUAUUUUUUUCCAUUUUUUAGGGGAAAUCAGAUGGGAUAAACACACAAAAAUCAAGAACACGUUUGAAUCCCAUCUUCCUUCUCAUCAAAACCCUCUUUCCAUAUCUGUAAUUCUUGAAUAUCUUCCAUUAAUUCAUGCAUAUUUCACUCUGGAAACCCAUCAUUUCACACUGUUCUUUUUUAGAUAAAAAGAACAGAAGGAAAAAUGGGUCAGAAAUCAACAAAAACCCAUCGAUUCUUCGAAAACUGGAAGAAAAUAACCUCAGAGAAGCGUUAGAACAAGCAUCUGAAGAUGGGUGUUUGAUUAAAUCACAAAACAUCGAUUCUUCAGACGCCAUUGAUAUCCAAGAUCAGAGCUUGGGAAGAUCGAGAUCAUUAGCAAGACUUCAAGCUCAAAAGGAGUUCUUGAAAGCAACUUCAAUGGCUGCUGAUAGAACAUUUGAAGGUGAAGACUCCAUUCCUGAAUUCAAUGAAGCUUUCUUGAAGUUCUUAAUGAUGUACCCAAAAUACAAAUCAUCUGAAAAGAUUGAUCAAUUGAGGGUAGAUGAGUAUUCACAUUUGGCUGAAACUGUAUCAAAGGUAUGUCUUGAUUACUGUGGAUUUGGGUUGUUUUCAUUUCUUCAAACUGUUAAUUAUUGGGAAUCAUCAACGAUUGGGUUAUCUGAAAUCACUGCUCAUUUGAGUAAUCAUGCUCUUUAUGGUGGUGGAGAGAUCGGAACCGUCGAACACGAUAUCAAGAUUCGAAUUAUGGAUUACUUAAACAUCCCCGAGAGCGAAUACGGGUUAGUUUUUACGGUUAGUAGAGGUUCGGCUUUCAAACUUUUAGCCGAAUCGUACCCGUUUAGUAAGAAUAAGAAGCUGUUAACGAUGUUCGAUCACGAGAGCCAAUCGGUGAACUGGAUGGCUCAAAGUGCGAAAGAGAAGGGUGCGAAGGUUCACAGCGCGUGGUUCAAAUGGCCUACGCUUCAACCGUGUUCGCCCCAUUUGAGAAAACUGAUUUUAACCAAGAAAAAGAGGAAGAAAGAUUCGGCCACGGGUCUUUUCGUGUUUCCGGUUCAAUCGAGAGUCACGGGUUCGAAAUAUUCAUAUCAGUGGAUGGCAAUGGCUCAACAAAACAAUUGGCAUGUGUUACUUGAUGCAGGUGCAUUGGGUCCAAAAGAUAUGGAUUCUCUUGGGUUAUCUUUAUUUAGGCCCGAUUUCAUUAUCACUUCAUUUUAUAGAGUUUUUGGGUUCGAUCCGACUGGAUUCGGGUGUCUUCUUAUCAAGAAAUCUGUAAUCGGGAGCCUUCAUAACCAAUCGGGUCAUGCUGGUUCCGGAAUCGUGAAGAUCAGUCCGGUUUUUCCUCUGUUUUUAGGCGAUUCUGUUGACGGAAUCCCGGCAUUAUCUGGGAUUGAAGAUGGUGAAGUUGGUGGAAAUGGCGACGUGAUAUCUGAACGUCGGGCCGGAGGUCAAUUACCGGCCUUUUCUGGUGCUUUUACUCCUUCGGAGGUGCGCGAUGUCUUUGAAACCGAAAUGGAUCAUGGUAACUCCUCAGAUAAAGAUGGAUCGAGCUCCAUUUUUGAAGAAACAAACAGUUUUUCGAUCGAGGUUAUGAAAAGUCCGGUUUUUAGCGAAGACGAAUCAUCUGAGAAUUCGGUUUGGAUUAAUUUGGGGCAGAGUCCCUUUGAAUCACGGUCUUUAUCACCCGUUAACAAGAAAAGCAACCAGAAAGAGACGGAUCUCGAGCCCCAUUUGAGCAAAGUUUUAUCUUUCGAUGCCGCUGUUAACAAAUUCAAGAUUCUGGAUAAAUUCGAAGGAGAGAUUCAAGAAAAUAAGCGGGAUGUAAACGGUCCCGAGAUUCAGGAGGAAUCCGAAGAAAAGAAACGAAAUGGGAGCUCUGUUAUACGAAGAGAAACAGAAGGUGAGUUCAGAUUGCUCGGAAGAAGGGAAGGCAGCAAAAGGGUAUCGUUCGGUUUGGAAGAAAAUGACGAUUUUACCUUUCGCCAUCCUCUGGAACAGUUGGAAGAUGAUGAUUACGAAGGGUUAGAAUCGGAAAGAAGAGAACCCGAGAUAUCGUGCAGGCAUCUUGAUCAUGUAAACCUCUCGGGUCUCAACAAAACCACCCUCCGGCUACGUUUCUUGAUCAAUUGGCUCGUGACUUCGUUACUUCAACUUCGAUUACCUGGCUCAAAUGGUUCAAUCCCGCUCGUUCACAUUUACGGUCCGAAAAUAAAGUACGAAAGGGGUGCAUCUGUCGCAUUCAACGUACGAAACCGAAGCCGGGGUCUAUUCAGUCCCGAAAUCGUUCAGAAAUUGGCCGAAGCAAACGGGAUUUCACUCGGUGUCGGGAUUCUUAGUCACGUAAGGAUUGUAGAAAGCAUGAAACAGAACCGUGGGCCCAUGGAUCUCGCCGACACAACGCUAUGCCGACCGAUGGACGGCGAAAAAGAUGAUGGCGGUGGGUUCAUUAGGGCCGAGGUUGUGACCGCUUCACUUGGGUUCUUGACCAACUUUGAGGAUGUGUAUAAAUUGUGGGUUUUCGUGGCGAAAUUCCUGAAUCCAUCUUUUAUCAGAGAGUAUGGACUUUCAACCGUGGUUGAAGACGAAAACGAAGAACAACGAGGGUAAGAACGAAAGAUUUGUGCAUAGAAAACGACCGUUUUGGGCACUAGUGGGAGCGUAUUUAGAUCGGGAUCGGGAUCGGAAUCGAGUGAAAGUGUUUGUAUGUUAUGAACUUAAACUUGUGAUUUAUAGAAGUUAUGGUUUAUUUAGGAGUUAGAUUGAAAGGUUUGUUGAUGGAAUUGAAACACCCCUUCAUUUACUUUGUAUUUGUAUAAUACUUUUGUUUGCUUUAAAGAAAUG
Molecule: messenger RNA, 2880 nt
Organism: Cynara cardunculus var. scolymus (artichoke)
Lineage: Eukaryota; Viridiplantae; Streptophyta; Magnoliopsida; Asterales; Asteraceae
Exons: 1
Coding region: 175-2646 (823 amino acids)
Source: RefSeq, a predicted model, not a curated record